CAGUCGACACUCCCACGGUUCCGAGUUCGAGACCUCGCGACGGCACGCCAGUAAGAAAACGUCCGGAUUCUACGGCAGGAAGCAAUACAGGUCAAGCAACAAAAAGCGAGUGGAGCCAUGAAGACCGCAGGGGGCGCGCCGUGUCUGCUGUUGCUGUGGCUGGGGGUGGGACUCCUCUGCUUGGGGGCGCACGCCGCGCCGCCGCAGAGGGGCCCGGCCAACACGUUGGACUACGUGCGCGACGCGAUCGUGUCGCUGGUGCGCGUGAUGCACGACACGGGGGACAAGCUGGAGCGGCACGAGUACCGCGAGCGGCAGCUGGGCGAGCAGCUCAAGAAGUCGCUGGCCAACCUGGGCAAGCGCGCCGUCUCCACCGACGCGGCGCUCGACUCGCUCGCCUCAGCCAUCGCCAUCCUGGACGACCGCAUGCGCAGGUCGGAGCAGGAGGACAGGCUGCGCGAGGAGCGGCAGGCUGAGCAGCUGCGGCGGCUGCAGGCGGGCCUGGAGCGCCUGGAGUCGUGGCAGAAGGUGGCGGAGGAGGCGCUGCGCUCUCAGAACAAGGUGCAGGCCUCUUCCGAGGAGGACGGCCCGGCCGCCGCCAAAGCCGCGGAGGCCGCCGCGCGGCUCGCGCACUCCGUCGACCGUCUCGAGGCCCGCAUCGCCAUGGAGCAGGCGGCCACGGAGCGCCCGUGCGCGCCGGCGGCGGCGGCCGUGCCCGCCGAGUGGCGGUCCGAGGUGCUGCAGGCGCUGGAGUCUCAGCGGUCGUCGCUGGAGGAGACGCGGCGGCUGGCGGGCGCGGCGGCAGAAGGCGCGCGCGAGGCGCGGCACGCCGUCCACCGCGAGCUGGAGAAGACCGCCAACGCGACGCUGGAGCGCCUGGAGGACGUGCGCCGCGAGCUGGCCGCCGUCACCUACAAGACCGCCGGCGUGCUGGAGGGCAAGCUGGCCGACGUGCGCGCCGCCGCCGCGCAGGACCACGAGGAGGUGGUGCGCGCCGUGUCCGAAGGCAACCAGGCGGCUGAGACGCUCUUCUCGGGCGUGACGGCCAGCUACGAGCAGCUGCGUUCCGAAGUGCAGGCGCUCGCCAAGGUGGAGAGGGUGCUCAUUCAGACGGCCGACAACGUGCUCGACACCAAGCGCCGCAUUGAGUACGGCGUCCAUCAGAUCCUGCUGCAGGUAGGAGAUACAGUCAAGAUCCAUUCCAAAGACCUGAACAACACCUUCAAUCGGCGUUUCGAUGACAUUUCGGCAACAAUCUUGGAUAACCAGACAGGCGCUUUGGCGAACCUGAGCUCAAAGAUCGAGCAGGAGAUCAGCCAGGUGUGGCGCCAGAUCGGCACCAUGUACAACCAGCUGUCCGCCUCCACCACGGCGCUGGAUCGGCUGCAGCAGCAGACGGAGCAGUACGUCAACGGCAGCCUCCACACCAUGGACAGCAUGGAGGGCAAAGUCGGGGAGAUCACCAGCCGGAUGAGCGUCGUCGACGACAACCUCAACUACCUGCUCAAGAGACUCGCUUUCGUCGGCUCCGAGUUCAACGAUGUCAAACAAGGGCUAGGGGAAGCUCUGGAAAACAUCAGGUCGAGCUUCCUCGAAGCACAGAACAAGAUAAAAGAACUCAGUCCAGGCCCCCAUGAAAUCCCGGAUAGGAAUCUGAACCUCGGUCAACAAAAUGCCAAGUAACACUGCUACAUGAUGACUAUGACAUCAAACAUUGAGUCAACUUCAUGUAGUAACCUUGAAGAAUGAAUGGUGGUUUUUACUGUCGGAAACAAAGUCAGGAAAAAUUACCACCAGACACAGAAUUAAUGGCUCUUUGGAGCUCCUGUGAAGAUAUCAACGUUAGUACUCCACUGUAGGGCCACAUGUAUCACUGCAAUCUAACUUUAACGUAGUAUUUUUGUAAAUAUUUAUGUGACUUGUCUUUAUGUAGAGUAACAGGCAAGAUUUCUUACAAUAAUUUUUAUUGAACUCACAAAUAGUUAACAGGUGCAACUUAUUAUAACCGUAAGUAUUCCAUUUUUGGUUUGUACUUACCAUAUAAUUUCGGAGGAGAUAAGACUUUUGCUUUUUUGUAGCAUGCAACAGCUCUAGUCUCUGUAUUCUCUCAGAGAUGCCUUAACCUCAGUCAACACUGUGCAGGUGCACUGUGAAGAAGACUUCAUUAUUCUAACACUGCAGUUAUAUAAUAUCUGAUGUCCUAAAUGUGAAUGGCUUGUGAUUUGUAAAGCCCUGCUCAUCUGUAUAACAUAUUCUGUCCACAAUUGUGCUUCAAGACUUCAUGUACAGUGCAAUUUGAGCUGAGAUAAAUAAACUCCACUGGACAUA
Molecule: messenger RNA, 2328 nt
Organism: Schistocerca piceifrons (Central American locust)
Lineage: Eukaryota; Metazoa; Arthropoda; Insecta; Orthoptera; Acrididae
Product: myosin-7B
Exons: 8
Coding region: 118-1683 (521 amino acids)
Cellular component (GO): plasma membrane
Source: RefSeq, a predicted model, not a curated record